Molecule: messenger RNA, 792 nt
Organism: Parnassius mnemosyne (clouded apollo)
Lineage: Eukaryota; Metazoa; Arthropoda; Insecta; Lepidoptera; Papilionidae
Source: the annotation of a GenBank genome assembly
AUGUACGCUGAUGAUAUCGCACUGGUAGAUGGGGACAAAGGACGGCUCACCAGACGCGUGCACGCAUGGAGGGAGGCGCUUGAGAACGGCGGGCUGAAGCUAAACGUGGCGAAGACGGAGUAUAUGACCUGCAACAGCGCAGAUCUGACGUCUCUCCGUAUAGGCGACGACACCAUCGAGCGCACGGACAACUUCAGGUACCUCGGAUCUGUGCUUGAUGCGUCCGGGGACAUCGAUCGCGACAUCAAGGGCCGUAUAUCAGCGGCUUGGGCGAAAUGGCGCGAGUUGACGGGUGCCAUUUGUGACCCAAAAAUGCCGGUCAAGCUGAAGGGUCAGGUCUAUAAGACCAUCAUAAGGCCUGUCCUUACGUACGGCAAAGAGGCGUGGCCGGUGCUGGAGCGAUACCGGCAGUUGUUGCAUGUCACGGAGAUGAACAUGCUGCGGUGGAUGUGUGGCGUCACGUGGAAAGACCGUGUACGAAAUACAUACAUCCGCGGCAGCCUCCAUGUCCGUGACAUUGCUGACAAGCUGCAGGAAAGUCGCCUCCGCUGGUACGGCCACUUCUUACGACGACCGGCAAGCUGCGUGGGAAACAAAUGCCUGGACAUGACCCUACCUGGUACCAGGAGUAGAGGACGGCCCAAGAAACGCUGGCUUGACGUCGUGCAGGAUGACAUGCGCGCAAAUGGGCUAGUUGUGAGGGACGCCGAAGACCGGGCAAAGUGGAGGAGGAAGUGUAGGAAAGCGGACCCUGGGUUCUCCUGCGCUGGGUGGGAUGUGCAACCGGGAUAA